Naegleria lovaniensis is the source of this 1332-nucleotide messenger RNA. RefSeq lists its product as uncharacterized. Bases 1 to 1332 code for a protein of 443 amino acids. The record is from RefSeq and is a predicted model, not a curated record. The transcript has a single exon. Lineage: Eukaryota; Heterolobosea; Eutetramitea; Acrasida; Naegleriidae.
AUGACGACCAAGUUGAAUUAUGAAAAUUAUUCUCAUCAAACUGUUCGUGAUGAUUAUGAAAAAGAUAACGGGAAAGAAACAACGAUAGACUCGGAUCCUUACUCUGACUUGUUUCAUGAAUACGAGGAAGAGCCUUUAAGGUCGGAAGCCUUCAAUACUUUCCGAAAGGAAAGAAGCAAUCCUUUUCAGGCGUUCCUAGAACAGAGAGAGAAGAAAUUACAACAAUCUAAAUUAACAACCAAUUCACAGCUCUAUCCCAGAUCAAAGCCGAGCGACUCAUCAAAAAACAACGCUGUGGAUGAUCAUCAUUACUUUAAAUCUUUAACUCAACACAAGCCAUCCAAAGGACUGGAUGACUCCUUCAUUGCAGAAUCGGAAAGCUUUUUGGAGGAGAUGAACAAUUUACAAAAGAUGACACUCGAUGUUAAGACUGUAGACAAGAGAAAGUCAACAGUUUCUAAACUUAACGACGAUCUUCGAAGAAAAACAACGCAAAAAGUUUCCCAUUCGGAAGAACCAGCUGCUGGCAACUUUCUUCAACAACAUGCAACUAAUACGGAGUUUUCAUCAUCAACAUUUCAAAUGUUCAACUUUUCCAACCAAGAGGAGCCUUAUUAUGAGACCUCGUUUAAAAAACAAUUAGAAGCUCGAAUACGAGCAAGAAACGACACACAUCGAUUAAUGCGAAAAGGACAGAAAGAAGAGGAGUCUCAAACGAAGAACUAUUUUAAGCCAGAUGAUCUUCGCAAAAUAAUUGCUGCUAGUGUCAAGAAACCGGAGAAAGAAGACAACACACCUAAGGCUUUUUGUCUUGCAGGGUUAUUGGACGAUGUAGGGGAAAAACAAGGAAAUCCUCCUCAAAAGAGCAACCACUCGAAUGGUUCAAACCGAUUUUCAAAAUCCAUGCUGCAAGAGAAAUCCAGUGUUUCUAAAAGUCUCGAUCUAUCAAAGUCAAGCAAGAACUCGUCCACAGAUGGAAGCAGUGCUAGCAGGUCCUCUAGUGCUAAAAAAGUUCGUUUUAAUCCGCAAGGAAAGUCACAAAACAAUGAGAGAAGCAAGUCUUUAUCGAAGAAAGAAGGACCAACAGAAAACUCAUCUAAAAAGAUUUCAUCUUCCGUAACAAGUUCCAAACCCUCCACAUCUAAUGCAAAACAAACAUCUCAACCACCUCAAAAGGGAUCGCUGAGAGAACUCCUUGCCCAAAGGAAAGGUGUUUCCUUAGACCAAUAUACUUCAAAGCCACCACCUCCAUCCACUACUAUCGUAAUACCACAUCGAUUCCUAAAUCCAACAACUACUCUCAAGAUAUCCCAAGACCUCACACCUCUCUAG